This is a messenger RNA of Trichosporon asahii var. asahii CBS 2479, 312 nucleotides long. Its product is annotated as endoribonuclease L-PSP. The transcript has 2 exons. Bases 1 to 312 code for a protein of 103 amino acids. NCBI's taxonomy places the organism in Eukaryota, Fungi, Basidiomycota, Tremellomycetes, Trichosporonales, Trichosporonaceae. The record is from RefSeq and is a predicted model, not a curated record.
AUGCCUCCCCGCAACCCGGCCUUCCGCUCCGUCGACCCCGACACGACCCCCGAAGUCAAGAACCAAUACACGCAGGCUCUGAUCCACAACGGUAUUAUCUACGGAAGCGGCACAAUCCCGUGGAACCGGGAGCGCCAGAUCGUCGGAGACAACAUCACCGAUCAGGCCCGUGACUUUGCGGCAUUCGAGCAGGUCCUUAGAGAAUACUUUGGAGAGCAUAAGCCGGCACGCAUCAACCUCAACAAUCCCCAGUUGCCGGCGAACUCGCUGGUGGAGAUUGACUUCAUCGCAGCGGUGGAGGAUAAGAAGUAG